AAGGAUAUAAAAAAGUUGUUAUUUUUAUUGUGUUUGUUGUGAAUUUUGAAGGUAGCUUUUGUAAAACAUAGCUGAAUUCUUAAACCAGUUUUUUACUUGUCGAUGUAGCUUUAGCGGAUACUGAAUUAAUUCCUAAUUUAAAAUUAAAAUUUACUAUUCUUUUCUUAGCUAUGUCUUUAGAAGCUAGCAACAGCAGCGGCGGAGGUGGUUCCCAAGUGGCUCUCGUUACUGGGGGCUACGACCACACCAUCAAGCUGUGGCAAGCACACAGUGGUGUAUGUCUACGAACCAUGCAGCACCCUGAUUCUCAAGUAAAUGCUUUGGAAAUCACCCCUAGUGGUCAAAUGGUAGCUGCUUGUGGAUACCAACACAUCCGCAUGUAUGAUUUACAAAGUGCCAACCCCGAUCCAGUGAUGAACUUUGAGGGCGUCACUAAAAAUGUUUCCAGAGUUGGUUUUCAUGAAGACGGAAAGUGGAUGUACACGGGUGGUGAGGACUGUACAGCCAGAAUAUGGGACCCUAGAGCUGGUCGGCAAUUACAAUGCCAGAGGAUAUUUCAAGUGCCAGCACCAGUGAAUGCGGUUGUGCUACAUCCUGACCAGACCCAGAUCAUGGUCGGAGACCAGAGUGGCAUCAUCCAUGUAUGGGAUCUUAGGACUGACAAGAACGAUCAAUUGAUACCAGAGGCUGAGGCGUCCAUCCAGGACAUAGCCAUCGCGCCUGAGGGCAAACUGAUGGCGGCCGUGAACAACAAGGGCAACUGCUACGUGUGGACGCUGGACGGGACGCCGCCGCGCCCCGUGCCGCGCCGCCAGCUGCUCGCGCACAACAAGUACGCGCUCCGCUGUAAAUUCAGCCACGACUCCACCAUGCUAGUGACGACGUCGGGCGACUGCUCGGCCAAGCUGUGGCGCACCAGCGACUGGUCGUUGCUGCGCGAGCUGCGCCACGACACGCAGCGCUGGGUGUGGGAUGCCGCCUUCAGCAUUGAUUCGCGCUACCUCUUCACCGGUUCAUCCGACAGUUACGCGCGACUCUGGGACGUCGAGAAAGGUACACUGGAGCGGGAGUACUGCGGCCACCAGAAGCCGAUCACUGCACUCGCCUUCAAGGACCACGCGGUGUAAGCCGGGUGUUUACGACACUACUAUGAGAGAGGUCUCGUCUCGGGCAAUGGUUAAAUCGCUCACGGAGCGAUUUGCGCAGUAGGCACGCAUUUUUGAAAAAUGACUCAAUUAAUUCUUAAGUGCUUAUAAGCCACUAAAAAAAACAUAAAAUUUUUAUUCAGGCCCCCAGGUCUGCCGGCGCCCGCAGUUCGGCCAAUUUAAACUACUCCCGUGUAUCGUGAAAUAUGUUCCUUACAAUUUCGCAUUCUUUGCGAGUUGCAGUCGGUUGCGGGUGAAAAUCGCUCAGUGAUUUCUAGCCCAUUAGUGCGUUGCGUUGCGUUGUUGCAUUGGAUCAACGGAAAUUAUAAGCCUACGUUGCGAUGACGCAUCAGUUUUUCAGUGUAGAUUUCCGUAGACUUUGUACAAUAGAUCGGAACAAACCGUUAAACUGUCUCUUUUAUUACGCGCCGAAACAAAUCAAGAAAUAAUAAGGGAUUCUGGAUAUCUCCUUUGUUUUAAAUUAGUUUAGUUGUUUUAAGAUGAAGAUUUUUUUUUGCGCGACGCGUUGCACUUAUGUGGCCUCUCUCUACAUUAUACACACAACACGACGCUGCCUCCAUAGCUACAUAGUGAGUAAGACGGAACUUUAUACCUCGGAGUUAGUUUAAAUUGGAAUGUUUUAUGUUAAGAGACUAUUGACAAUGUAUGUUUGGUAUUCUUAAAUGUUUAAUUUAAAUAUAACGUAGCUAAUAUACCUUUGAGAGUUCUUGACUUUACUGGAAGUUAUAUUCGAAAUUGAGUACAAUGACUGUAUCGCAUUAUCUGUGUAUACUUUAGGAGAUGGAUGAGAAGGUAUCUGCAUACCUCUAGGAGAUGAUUGAGAAGGUAUCUGCAGACUUCACAGUAUGCUCUGAUUUAUUUAUUGUAAAUAUUUCGUAAAAGCAGCUUGCAGCAUUUAAGAUUUCAGAGAGAAUUGUGACAUUUCUAGUUAGCAUUUGCCAAGGAAUUUUAGCAGAAUUCAAUGACCCAGUCAUCAAAUUGCAAUUCGCAUGUGAUCUCAAGCUUUAUAUCUGGCGACAUAAUACCUCCUCAUUGGUCCAUGUGACGGAAUUCGACGAUGCCAUAAUGUUCUUGAAAUUCUCCGGCUAAAUAUCGCGAAAGUUAAUACCUAUGCAUAAAUAUACCAAACUAACAAUGGACUUUAAUAACUUUACUGCCUUACCUUUUUUCAUAAUCUGAUCAAUGCAACCUUCGUGAACCCAGGUCCUCUUUCACCUCUAAAUCCGGCCAUGCAAACACACACAUUAUAGCAUUGAUGAUUUUUGUCACAUGUUAAUUAAGUAAUUGUGAUUUGAUAUCUGUGAGAGUUAUUAUUUUAUAUACUUAGGCAAUACAUAUUUUGGUGUUAUAUUCAGUGAAACCCAAUCUGUACUCUUCUGUCUCAAACAGAGUCAAAUUGCUAAGUUGUUAUUGUAACGUUCAAAUAUUUUAAGCUACUAAAUUGAAGAAUAUUUAUUUUCAAACAAAACUGUUUUAUUAAUUUUCAUUUUUUAAGCUUUAUACUUAUCAACUGCAUUUAUAUACCCAGAUCCAUACUAGUCAAAAUAAGUUAAGAGAAAUUACCAAAAUGAAGAUUCCUCAUAAUAUGCAUGAAUCAAUAACGAUGAUGACAUUAUAUGUGACAUAAAAAAUACAAAUAAUCUUUUAAAAAGAUGUAUAUUAUAUAACUUUGACUAGAUUGUUUUAAUGUUAUCGCACUGCUAACAUAUAAUAUAACAUUGUUUACAUUACGAAGAAUAUAUUUUAUAGCAAGAAAACCUCAGAAAACCUGUACCCGUAACUAAUUCACUAUGGUUUUGCACGCCUCACAACGCGUAAGCGUGUGGGAGUAGGGUUACCAUAUCUCAGGAUUUGUCCUGAGAUAUCAGGAUUUUUGGACUCUUCUCAGGAUUGCGGAUGGGUUUUGCAAAUCUCUUGAAAUCUCAAGAUUUUUUGUAUUUUCAAUAAAAUAUAGCUAACGUUCUAAGGAUCUGUUUUUAUAAAAACUUAAACAAACUAAAAAUAAUCUUCCUUUGAUAAUAAUUGCACAGUAAAAAUCAGUACUUAUUAUCCAAGUAGGUACUUGAUCAGUUUUAUCAUACUUAAUAUGUGAUGAUACAUUAUUCAGUAAGGUUUUUUCUUUAAUUAUGGAUUUAUAAAAUGCCCCACAUGUUAAGCUCUUCAAAUUAUAUUGAAUUAAAAGUAUAAGCAGCAUGUAUAUAAGCGAUAAUAUUAAGACUUUUCUAAAUUGUUAAGUACGUUUGAGAGAAAAUUCUCAAACUGUAAAAAUCUCAGGAUUUUUCUAUGGAAAUCAAGCCUUUUUUCCGGACUUGAUUUUUUU
Messenger RNA from Chilo suppressalis (striped riceborer), 3486 nucleotides. The record is from the annotation of a GenBank genome assembly. NCBI's taxonomy places the organism in Eukaryota, Metazoa, Arthropoda, Insecta, Lepidoptera, Crambidae.